Molecule: messenger RNA, 1281 nt
Organism: Theobroma umbraticum
Lineage: Eukaryota; Viridiplantae; Streptophyta; Magnoliopsida; Malvales; Malvaceae
Source: RefSeq, a predicted model, not a curated record
AUCAUCCUGAUUCAAUAUCAUUAUAUACAAACUCUAUACAAACCAUAACUUUGAAAUCCUAUCACCUAGCGGGCAGCAGCAAACCACUAUAAAAAACAAAAAGUAGCAGGCGUCAAGGCACAAAGUGGAUCCAUUUAAUCUACCAAGUAAAACAGUAAAUUUAAAUCUUAUCCCAUUAAGAGCGAUUUUCAGCUGCGUCAAAUGCAGAGCGUUUGUUUCAUGCUUGAUUCCUGUGGUGAAGUUGGUCCACAUCAGGAGAUCCAUUGUUAUAGGAAUAAGCAAUUGCAGCAACUUGUCCAACUUCUUUCAUCUUUCCCUACUAAUUUCACAAGUGAGUUAUCUUUCACAUAUUGCUUCACCAUGUCAAUUGCUUCACUAGCCUCAACAACUAUAAGAAGGCUAGAAAGGAAGGUUGCACUCAUCACGGAUGGUGCAAGUGGCCUUGGCGAGUGCACUGCAAGAACCUUCGUCAAACAUGGAGCCAAAGUUGUUAUUGCAGACGUCAGAGCUGACUUGGGCAAAUUUGUUAGCAAAGAUAUUGGACCGGCAUUCGCUUCCUUCGUUCAUUGUGAUGUGACCAAGUAAAAAGAUGUCGAAAAUGCUGUAAACGUAGCCAUUUCCCAGUAUGGAAAGCUUGACAUCAUGUUCAACAAUGCCGGAAUAAUUGAGCUCCCAAAACCCAACAUACUUGACAAUGAUAAGUCCGAUUUUGAGCGAGUCCUUAAUGUCAACUUAGUAGGUGCAUUCUUCGGCACUAAACAUGCUGCUCGUGUGAUGAAACCAGCUUGCCGGGGCAGUAUCAUUACAACUGCUAGCAUUUGUUCAACGGUUGGUGGAAUUGCCUCCCAUGCCUACACCAGCUCAAAGCAUGGUGUGGUGGGGCUGAUGAGAAAUGCUGCGGUGGAGCUAGGACAAUUCGGUAUUCGUGUAAACUGCAUUUCGCCUUAUGUGGUUGCAACUCCUCUGGCAAAGGAUUUUUACAAGCUAGAUGAUGAAGGAGUUCAUGAGAUUUAUGCCAAUCUUAAAGGGGCGAUCCUUGAACCAGAAGAUGUGGCUGGGGCAGCUCUUUUCUUGGGAAGCGACGAGUCCAAGUAUGUGAGUGGGCUUAAUUUGAUCAAAGACGGAGGCGUCGCGAUUACAAAUUCUGGCUUUUCUAUGUUUGGGAAAUCUGAAUGACUUCUUUCAAUCCUUGUAAGGAAAGCUAGAAUUCAAGGAUUCAAUGCAUAAUAUCGAGUAAUCUGGUUUAAAAGCUAUUGCAGUAAUAUAAUACAUUGGGUACUA